Molecule: messenger RNA, 1134 nt
Organism: Fusarium coffeatum
Lineage: Eukaryota; Fungi; Ascomycota; Sordariomycetes; Hypocreales; Nectriaceae
Exons: 2
Coding region: 1-1134 (377 amino acids)
Biological process (GO): tRNA wobble uridine modification
Cellular component (GO): transcription elongation factor complex; cytoplasm; elongator holoenzyme complex
Source: RefSeq, a predicted model, not a curated record
AUGUCGUUUCGAAAGCGUAAUGUUGUCAUUGGGGCCCCAGGAGCUUCCUCGCCCAUUCCUCGACAGGAGAGGUCUCUUUCUCUAGGAACAAGACCGUCACCAUUGGAUGGUCGAUUGACGACAUCUACAGGCACACAAUCCUUGGACCAACUCUUGUCGGGCCACGCCGGAAUGCCCAUGGGAACUUCUCUACUGAUCGAAGAGACUGGAACAACAGAUUUCGGGGGUGUGCUGUUGCGAUACUACGCUGCUGAAGGGCUUGUGCAGGGACACCAAGUACAUCUUUUAGGUUUUGGUGAUGCUUGGAGGAGAGAACUUCCUGGGCUUGGCAACCCUGAGAGCUCUAAGAAGACUAAAUCGACUGCAUCCUCUGAAGACAAGAUGAAAAUCGCUUGGCGUUAUGAGACACUUGGACAACGAAACAUUCCUGCUAGAGAUACUCAAGGAUCAGCAAACCCUACCCAGACACCAAACACCUUUUGUCAUGGUUUCGACCUGACCAAGCGUCUUGAGAACAGUGCUAUCAAGGGUCACUUACAUGCGAUGCCAGUAGAAGGCCCCUUGGCUUCUCCCACACAUACACCAUUCCAGAAGUUUGUCACCGAGGUCACUUCCAAGAUUAAAAACUCACCCCCAUCCACCAUUCAUCGGAUUGUUGUGCCCAGUCUUCUCUCGCCUACACUUUACAACUCUGCCGCCAGUCAACCUAGAGAGAUCCUCAAGUUUCUUCAUGGUUUGAGGGCACUCCUGCGCCAGUUUCCAGCUCAAGUCACAGCUUUUGUAACGAUUCCAGUCACACUGUUUCCACGUUCGACAGGAUUGACUCGAUGGGUGGAGCUUUUAUCUGACGGGGUUCUUGAAUUAAUUCCUUUGCAACAUCAAGGUCCAGUUGUUCGGGAACCUGGCAGUGAGGAUAAGGGACAGGGACUUCUCCGUGCCCACAGCUUACCGGUAUUCCACGAGAAGGGCGGCGGACUGGAGGGUACCUGGAACCGAGAGAACCUCUCUUUCAAGCUAAGCAGUUCCAACGGGCUGGUAAUAACACCCUUCAGUCUUCCACCGAUUGGCGACGACGAAGAGCCGACCAAAGCAGCCAAACCGAACGAGCCCAAGAAGGAGACACUGGACUUUUAG